Pleurotus ostreatus (oyster mushroom) is the source of this 945-nucleotide messenger RNA. RefSeq names its product 54S ribosomal protein L9, mitochondrial (gene MRPL9). NCBI's taxonomy places the organism in Eukaryota, Fungi, Basidiomycota, Agaricomycetes, Agaricales, Pleurotaceae. The coding region runs from base 1 to 945 and encodes 314 amino acids. The transcript is spliced from 5 exons. Gene Ontology annotation, cellular component: ribosome; mitochondrial large ribosomal subunit. Gene Ontology annotation, biological process: translation. The record is from RefSeq and is a predicted model, not a curated record. Gene Ontology annotation, molecular function: structural constituent of ribosome.
AUGUUGAGGGUUUGGUCCCUGCCCCAACGCCCGCCGCAGCUUCAUUGCUUGAAGCGCAUACACAGCUCAGCAGUAAAAAACGCGUCUGCUGCGACAGAAUCCUCAUCUUCCACCGCUUCCGAACCCGCUGCCAAAUGGACACCUAACUCAAUCCGAACUGGCCUCAUCGCCCGAAAACGCGGUAUGGCAGCGCUGUGGAACGAUCAAGGAGUACGAGAGCCUGUAACUGUGCUACAGGUGACCGCAAAUGUGCGAACUGUGCGACGGAAUCACACCGAAUACCACGCCGUCCAAGUUGCUGCCACCGACAAGCCCCACAAGACGACUACGAACCAGAUGCUAGGUCAUUUCCGGAAGGCCGGGGUCCCCCCAAAGCAAAUAGUGAAAGAGUUCCCUGUGACGCCUGAUGCUCAUGUUCCAGUCGGCACCACUCUAUCUGCUGUCCACUUUGUACCCGGUCAAUUCGUUGAUGUCGUAGCCAACUCUCUCGGGAAGGGUUUCCAGGGUGGGAUGAAACGUUGGGGCUUCAAGGGAUUGCGAGCUAGUCAUGGUGUUUCCAUCUCACAUCGUUCUUCUGGGUCCACAGGUGCUCACCAGGAUCCUGGACGCGUCUGGCCUGGUAAGAAAAUGGCCGGUCGUAUGGGUGGUGGCCGGAUAACGACACAAAACCUCCCUGUGCUGCGUAUCGACACGAACCUCAACCUAAUCUUCGUGCGAGGGGCCGUCCCUGGGGCAGACAACGCUCAUGUCCUCGUGCGGGAUGCUAAGAAGAAAGUGGUAGCAUUGGCCAGCCAUAAUCAAGCCAAAGGAUUGUAUGAGAAAGUCCUGCCUACCGGCGUAGACGACCUUCCCUUCCCUGCCGGCACCGUCGAAAUGGCGAAGUCGCUACCUACCAUCAUCGAGGCUCCAGCAUACAGACGUAGCCCAUUUAUCCCCCAAGAGUAG